AUGUCAUCCAAAGAUAAUAUCGCCAACGUAAACACCGAUGACCACACCGAUGACCCGGAGGAUAUUUUAGAAUGUGCUCAGCUAAAUUCUGUGAUAUUUCAUUCUAAACUUUUCACACUCAAUAUAAUGAACCAACAACAGGACAGGAUUUCGGGCCCAACUCCAAGUUACAACCCCUCAAAAGUAGUGCGGCCUCAUGCUAUCGAGGAAAUUGUAAGUGGGCCGUGUAGCGACGAGGUAAAAAAACAACUUGGGGAGAAUCUUCUCGAUUCUUUCGCCUUAAUAUUCGCUCGGCCUGGAUCCGAUGGAGUUACUGCGACCGCCAUGGAGUGGGAUAGCAAAAAUCCAAGUAGAUACAUCCUCCACGUUGCCAGGAAUUCCGGCGAAGAUAGUCUAUCAUCUUAUCUAGUUUCGAGGAUCCAAGUGUGGUUUGAAACGCCCCACGAUAAUUACGUCGAUAAUCCGGACAUCACGAAUGAAUUUUGGCAAGAAAUUGUCCAGAGCUGUUACCCAAACAUUAAGAAGUCUAUGUUUGAAACAUGUUAUGUAAAAUUACAGAAUGUUUACGACAAAGAUGAGUAUCCUUUUGAGGAUCUUCGAAACUUAAUUAUCGAUGUAGCUUGUACUAAAUCCGAUGAUGAGAUACCACCACAGGCCAAGGGUCUGGUAUAUGUCCUGGAUAUCGUGUACUAUCUGAGCGAUUACGAUUUGGUUUGGACGCGUGAAAGCACUUAUUUUCGUCUCGGUGACCUAACAAGUAUACCCACCAAGAAAGAUCUCAAGCUUAUCCAUAAACUCAUACAUAUAUGUUAUGAGCUACUGGAAUCUUACUUGGUCCCCAUGGAUGACUUGAUUCACCAGUGUCGUCGUAGAUGUCGGGAAAUCGGAUACGUGGACCGUAAAAUCGAGUACCCUGAAACGUUCUUAUUGAGAACUAGACGCUUAGUCCACAUCAUUGCAGAAUACCGCAGAGCAUGGUUUGAUAUGGUCCGUUUCAAGAUAGAUCAUAGAGAGGCUUCUCUGCAAAUCAGGAUAGUGCCUCUGGAUAAAUUUACCGUCUCGAUGAAGUUAGAGUCAAUAGGGAACGAACCAUACAGAACGGAAGUAAGCAAGAUUAUAAAUGAACUAGAAGAAUGCAUUGCCAAAUGCCUUAAUAAUCAAUCACACUCGUCGGUUGAUCCAUCCACCGUACGAAGGAAACCACGGGAUCUAUCAUGGCAAGGUCGCAUAUUGAAGAUAUGGGACCAUGCCCCAUUCGUCGUGCAUUGUGAGAUGCAGAUAUUAGAACUAUUGCUGAGACAAGGCAGUUCAAAGUUUUUCAAUUACAUUGGCUGUAGCAAAGGCGCUUGCUGGCUCUGCUAUCAUGCUAUAACUAUGAUGGCUCCUGAGUUCACGAGGAGAGAGCCGCAUCUAAAGCUGUAUCCGAGAUGGUUAAUGAUGUGGGAUAAAUAAGACAGGUGAAACCGGGCCUUUGGUAGAUAUUCUAUCUCAUAAUAGUUAUCAUGAAGGCAUCAUCCCAAGGAAAAGGGCAAUGAAGACUUCGCGCCUUAUAUCUGACUCUCAGUUGAGAAGUUAUUCACUAGGUAUCCCGACUAAAAGCAGCGGGAAUAUCGACUAGUCACAUGGAAAAUAUAAAUGACAAAU
Molecule: messenger RNA, 1644 nt
Organism: Annulohypoxylon maeteangense
Lineage: Eukaryota; Fungi; Ascomycota; Sordariomycetes; Xylariales; Hypoxylaceae
Exons: 1
Coding region: 1-1452 (483 amino acids)
Source: RefSeq, a predicted model, not a curated record